Molecule: messenger RNA, 787 nt
Organism: Anopheles stephensi (Asian malaria mosquito)
Lineage: Eukaryota; Metazoa; Arthropoda; Insecta; Diptera; Culicidae
Product: transmembrane protein 256 homolog
Exons: 3
Coding region: 112-648 (178 amino acids)
Source: RefSeq, a predicted model, not a curated record
UUCUCUGUCUCUCUCUAACCCGGGUGUGACAUUUCCGAAUAAUCAACAAAUAUUUUGCAAUAAACAGUACACCGCCAGCGUCUCGAAAGUAUCGCAGCUUUUCACUGGAAAAUGGGUCUAAACGAGGCCAUGAACUACGUACUCUUCAAUAAUCCUGUUUCCAGUACGAUGUGGUCGAUGGCCAGCCACGGAGCAAAGGCUGUGGGACUGAAACCAAAAGCCAUCACACAAACGGCCGCAACUCACACAACGACCGUGGCCCAACAAGCGUUGCCUCCGCUGUGGAAGCUUCUCGGUCACAACCGUCACAUCGUACGGUUGGCGGGUCUGUCCGGUGCGGCAGCAGUCGUGCUCGGUGCGUAUGGGGCACACUACCACUUCCUGCCGAAAGAUGAAGAUAUGCAAGAACGCGAUCCGAAGCAAAUAUUUGAAAUGACCAACCGUUAUCACUUCAUCCAUUCACUGGCCCUGAUGGCGGCUCCUUUUGCCCGUCGCCCGUAUCUGACGACGACUCUCAUGGUGUCAGGAAUGACGCUGUUUUGUGGAACGUGCUACUACGUCGCCUUCACAAACGAUCGCAGCGUGGUUCGGCUCACUCCCAUGGGUGGGUUCCUGUUGAUCUUUGCCUGGCUGUCGUUCAUUAUCUAACCGGUACCGGUGCGAUGCGUACUACCCUCAAAAACUAAACAGCAUUUUCAUUGUCUAAUCAUCACUUUAAUAGUUGCAUUGGUGUGAAAUAAAAACAGAAAGAAGUCAGCCAAAAACAUUGUGGCGCCUUCGUACGACA